GAGAUGGAGGCUCCCAGCCCAUCCCACCAGGCACCCAGCAUGGUCACCGUGAGGCUGUUGGGAAGUUUGGAGCUCUGGCUGGCCAACACCUUUCUGCCCCUGCUGCUCCUCACCUGGCUGUCAGUUGGAGCAGUCAGUCUGCAGGCAGAGCCAGUCACCACUGUGCAGUUCAAGAUUUGUUUGGAGAAUCUCACAGUGCAGGUGGGCUGGUACAAGCCUAAAUGUCUGGAGGGGGAGAUUCAAACCAACACCGUGGUUCUGGUAGAAAACUGUAUGAAUUUCAGCAGCUCAAGCCUGUGUACAGCCUGCACAGAAAUCUGUUUGUGUAGGGUCUCCAUCAAAAGACCAAACUCGACAGACUCUGGAAGCAGCACACAAAGAGCAGUUCUCAGAGAAAACUGUAUGAAUUUCAGCAGCUCAAACCUGUGUACAGCCUGUACAGAAAUCUGUGUGUGUAGGGUCUCCAUCAAAAGACCAAACUCGACAGACUCUGGAAGCAGCACACAAAGAGCAGUUCUCAGAGAAAACUGUAUGAAUUUCAGCAGCUCAAGCCUGAGUACAACAUGCACAGAAAUCUGUGUGUGUACAGUCUCCAUCACAAGACCAGACUUGACAGACACUGGAAGCAGCAUAGUUCUCAACCUCCUGUGCAUCCUCCUCGGCUUAGCGGGUGGGACGCUCCUUCACAUGCCAGUGAUUGGCUUCCUGCUGUGGCAGCGCACAAGGAACAGAACAGGAGAGCUUCUGAGUGAGGAAGUGGCGGAGGAGAAUCAGACCAGUACGGCAGCUCCAGUGACAGAGACUGAGGACCUGACCUAUGCCAGCCUGAAUUUUGAAAAGAAGGGGACAGGACCUGUCUCCUCCAAUGUCAUUUAUACUGCAGUCAAGCCAUUGCAACAGAAGCAGAGUGGUGGGGAUGACAAUGCUGCCAGCAAAGAUGUGAAUGUCUGUCCCGAGGAUGAAGGCAAGUGAGGGAGGUGAGCAGCUUCUUGUCCACCUGUUGGAGUUGCCCUCCUCAAAAACUAGGUGUUAGCUCAUACAGCAGUGCAGUCUUGGUGACCAAAGACCCCUAUUAUCCCCGAGUGGCUGCAGAACCCUGCUUUAUAUUCCCCUGAAAGAAGCCACAUCUCACGGUGAGGGCAGGACUCUUGAGCCCGUUUUCCCCUUGCCUUCUGCAGCUCCAAGCACUGCCAAGCCUCAGCAACUCUUUUCACUGUCUCCAGUCACUGGCAGGCUCCUCUAGCUACUUGUUCCUUGUUCAGGAAUGACACUUGUACACUGUGUGGCCAACAUGGUGUUCAGGAAGAGCUUGGUCCUGGAUGUGCUGGGUGGCACAGCCAUGAGAAUUCCUGGAGCUAUUUUCUGGAUUUUCUCUAGAGCAGGCACCUGCUGUGAGAUGGGUUGACCUUGCUCUCUUUCACUCACUUGAAAUACAAGGGGCAAGGAUGGAAAAGCAUUGCUUGCUUCACAGAGGUGCUCCGGCAGUGAUGCACAUGGAUCUGCUUUGUACUGGGAGUGUUUUUGCUGGUUUGGUGGUGAAUACCCUUCCCGUGGGUAGAACACUCUCUUUUGUGCCUUCUUUUAUUGAUAAUGUUGUGUUUAUUGUGAGUUUUUCAAUAAAAUUGU
Ficedula albicollis (Collared flycatcher) is the source of this 1626-nucleotide messenger RNA. RefSeq lists its product as uncharacterized. The transcript is spliced from 5 exons. The record is from RefSeq and is a predicted model, not a curated record. Lineage: Eukaryota; Metazoa; Chordata; Aves; Passeriformes; Muscicapidae. Bases 4 to 972 code for a protein of 322 amino acids.